AUGCAAAAGGAGACUGGCUGCAGGAAGUGUGUUCUUUUAAUCUUCAGGAAGAAGCAGUUCCUCGACAUCUCCGUUAAAUGGACCUUCCAGGAAACCUUUCCGCCAAAGUACCUUCAUUAUGACUCCGAAACCUCUCGUCAGCUGAUGUGUGACAAAUGUCCUCCCGGCACCUACUUAAAGCAGCACUGUACGGCAAGGCGGAAGACCCUGUGUGCCCCGUGCCCGGACCACCACUACACAGACACGUGGCACACCAGUGACGAAUGUCUGUACUGCAACCCAGUGUGCAAGGAGCUGCAGGAUGUCAAGCAGGAGUGCAACCGGACCCACAACCUCGUGUGUGAAUGCCAGGAAGGACGCUACCUCGAGGUGGAGUUCUGCUUGAAGCACAGGGCGUGUCCCCCUGGCUAUGGAGUGGCACAAGCGGGAACCCCGGAGCGGAAUACAGUCUGCAAAAGAUGUCCAGAUGGCUUCUUCUCAAAUGAGACCUCAUCUAAAGCAGCCUGUCGAAAACACACAAACUGCAGUGCCCUUGGCCUCCUGCUCAUUCAGAAAGGAAAUGCCGUGCACGACAAUAUGUGCUCUGGGGACAGUGGAUCAAGUCCAAAAUGCGGAAUAGAUGUCACUUUAUGUGAAGAGGCAUUCUUCCGCUUUGCUGUUCCUACAAAGGUGACCCCUAAUUGGCUCAGCGUCCUGGUAGACAAUUUGCCCGGCACCAAAGUCAAUGCGGAGAGUGUAGAGAGGAUAAAAAGGCGACACAGCUCACAAGAACAGACUUUCCAGCUGCUGAAGUUAUGGAAGCAUCAAAACAGAGACCAAAACAUGGUCAAGAAGAUCAUCCAAGACAUUGACCUCUGUGAAAACAGUGUGCAGAGGCACAUUGGCCAUGUCAACCUCACCUUCCAGCAGCUCAGCAACUUGAUGGAAAGCUUCCCGGGGAAGAAAGUUGGCACAGACGACAUUGAAAGGACCACGAAGACAUGCACGUCCAGUGAACAGAUACUGAAGCUGCUCAGCCUGUGGAGAACGAAAAAUGGCGACCAAGACACCUUGAAGGGCCUAAUGCAUGGACUGAAGCACAUGAAAGCAUACCAUUUGCCCAAAACUGUCACUCAGAGUCUAAGGAAAACCAUCCGGUUCCUGCACAGCUUCACCAUGUACAGGUUAUACCAGAAGCUCUUUUUAGAAAUGAUAGGGAACCAAGUCCAGUCAGUCAAAAUAAGCUGCUUAUAAAUGGAAGCGGUCACUAGCCUGUUUCCUCCCUAGGAGUCAGAUCCGAUGGGCACGUGAACUGUUUCUCAGGCACUUGAAGGGGGUCUAGUGAGUCCUUUCUCACCACCAAUGCCUACCUUUUCCCCCCACCCCCCAAGGCACUACAUGAAACUAUGAUGUGGAGAAAGAACCAGGGCUCCCCAAAAGUUUAAUAAACACCAAAUCGUGUAUCCACCUGUCAGAUCUGGUCCAAUAGCUACUGACUAUAUUUUCCCAUAUUACUGCUUGCAGUAAUUCAACUGGAAAUAAUAAACUAGACUCUAUUGUCCCUUACUAAAUAUGGGAAUGUCUAACUUAAGUAGCUUGGAGAUUUCAGCAAUGCUAGAGGCUUUUAUUAGAAAGCCCUAUUUUUUUUUUCUGUAAAAGUUACUAAUAUAUCUGUAACACUAUUUCAGUAUUUGCUAUUUAUAUUCACUCGGAUAUAAGGUUUGUAUAUAUUAUCAUCCGAAAGGGAAACUGUGUAAGACAAUUUUAGAAAGAAAAAAAAUAUGUUCUGUUUAUUAUUGUGACAGGUGAAAGAAAUGAAAUAUAUUUUUUAACGGAAAGUGUGUAGCAUUUUCUAAUAGGUACUGAGAUUUUUCUAUGUGGAGUGUUUAUAUAAUAUAAUUUUAUCUGUAUAAGCUGUUAUAUCAAUGUAUAGAACAUUCAUUAUUUAGUCCCUUGUUUAAUGUUGGAAAGUGUAUGAAAUAUAAGUUAUCUGAAUAUUAGAUGCUCUGAGAAAUUAAAUGUACUUUAUUUAAAAGAUUUUAUGAUCUUACAAUAUAAGCAACAUCAUUAAAGUUUUCAAAUUAUUUUUCA
This is a messenger RNA of Echinops telfairi (small Madagascar hedgehog), 2070 nucleotides long. It is a transcript of the gene TNFRSF11B, whose product is annotated as TNF receptor superfamily member 11b. Gene Ontology annotation, biological process: signal transduction. The record is from RefSeq and is a predicted model, not a curated record. The transcript is spliced from 5 exons. Gene Ontology annotation, molecular function: protein binding. The coding region runs from base 1 to 1233 and encodes 410 amino acids. NCBI's taxonomy places the organism in Eukaryota, Metazoa, Chordata, Mammalia, Afrosoricida, Tenrecidae.